Messenger RNA from Mus caroli (Ryukyu mouse), 5611 nucleotides. It is a transcript of the gene Ski, whose product is annotated as SKI proto-oncogene. The record is from RefSeq and is a predicted model, not a curated record. Gene Ontology annotation, cellular component: transcription regulator complex; nucleus; cytoplasm. Gene Ontology annotation, molecular function: SMAD binding; DNA-binding transcription factor activity, RNA polymerase II-specific; RNA polymerase II cis-regulatory region sequence-specific DNA binding. Gene Ontology annotation, biological process: negative regulation of BMP signaling pathway; negative regulation of transforming growth factor beta receptor signaling pathway; negative regulation of transcription by RNA polymerase II. NCBI's taxonomy places the organism in Eukaryota, Metazoa, Chordata, Mammalia, Rodentia, Muridae.
CGCCUUCGCGCCCCCGGGCGAGGCCGAGGCCGGGGCCGUGAUCGGCCGUGAACCGGCGACGGGGGGCGGUCGUGGCCGCGGUCGCGGGCGGCGGCGGGGUGCGCGGGGCGGCGGCGGAGGCCGUGGGGGCCCGGGCGCACGGGAGCGGGAGCGGCCGGGGGAGCCCGAUCGCACCAUGGAAGCUGCAGCGGCCGGCCGGGGCGGCUUCCAGCCGCACCCGGGGCUGCAGAAGACGCUGGAGCAGUUCCACCUGAGCUCCAUGAGCUCGCUGGGCGGCCCGGCCGCUUUCUCGGCGCGCUGGGCGCAGGAGGCCUACAAGAAGGAGAGCGCCAAGGAGGCGGGUGCGGCCACAGUGCCGGCGCCGGUGCCCACUGCCGCGGAGCCGCCGCCCGUGCUGCACCUGCCUGCCAUCCAGCCGCCGCCGCCCGUGCUUCCUGGGCCCUUCUUCAUGCCGUCGGACCGCUCCACCGAGCGCUGUGAGACCGUGCUGGAAGGGGAGACCAUCUCUUGUUUCGUGGUGGGAGGUGAGAAGCGUCUGUGCCUGCCGCAGAUCCUCAACUCGGUGCUGCGCGACUUCUCACUGCAGCAGAUCAACUCGGUGUGCGAUGAGCUGCACAUCUACUGUUCGCGCUGCACCGCCGACCAGCUGGAGAUCCUCAAAGUCAUGGGCAUCCUGCCCUUCUCCGCGCCCUCCUGCGGGCUCAUCACCAAGACGGACGCCGAGCGCCUGUGCAACGCGCUGCUCUACGGCGGCGCCUACCCGCCGCCUUGCAAGAAGGAGUUGGCGGCCAGCCUGGCGCUGGGCCUGGAGCUCAGCGAACGCAGCGUCCGCGUGUACCACGAGUGCUUCGGCAAGUGCAAAGGGCUGCUGGUGCCCGAGCUGUACAGCAGUCCCAGCGCUGCCUGCAUCCAGUGCCUCGACUGCCGCCUCAUGUACCCGCCGCACAAGUUCGUUGUACACUCGCACAAGGCCCUGGAGAACCGGACCUGCCACUGGGGCUUCGACUCAGCCAACUGGCGGGCCUACAUCCUGCUGAGCCAGGACUACACGGGCAAGGAGGAGCAGGCCCGCCUUGGCCGCUGCCUGGACGACGUGAAGGAGAAGUUCGACUAUGCCAACAAGUACAAGCGGAGGGUGCCCCGGGUCUCAGAGCCCCCAGCUUCCAUAAGACCCAAAACAGACGACACUUCCUCACAGUCCCCUGCAUCUUCUGAGAAGGACAAGCAGUCCACUUGGCUGCGGACCUUGGCUGGUUCCUCCAAUAAGAGCCUCGGCUGCACUCACCCUCGCCAGCGCCUUUCUGCUUUCCGGCCCUGGUCCCCUGCAGUGUCUGCGAGUGAGAAAGAGACGUCCCCACACCUCCCAGCCUUGAUUCGAGACAGCUUCUACUCCUACAAGAGCUUUGAGACAGCCGUGGCCCCCAAUGUGGCCCUAGCACCACCAACACAGCAAAAGGUUGUGAACAGUCCACCCUGCACCACCGUGGUCUCCCGGGCACCAGAGCCUCUUACUACUUGUAUCCAGCCACGAAAGCGGAAGCUGACUCUGGACACACCAGGAGCCCCAGACGUGCUGACACCUGUGGCUGCUGCAGAGGAAGACAAGGAUUCUGAGGCCGAGGUUGAAGUUGAAAGCAGAGAGGAGUUCACCUCCUCCUUGUCCUCGCUGUCCUCUCCGUCCUUUACCUCGUCCAGCUCUGCCAAGGAUCUAAGCUCCCCAGGCAUGCAUGCUCCACCCGUGGUUGCCCCUGAUGCUGCAGCCCAUGUUGAUGCCCCAAGUGGGCUGGAGGCAGAGUUGGAGCACCUGCGGCAAGCCCUGGAGGGCGGCCUGGAUACCAAGGAAGCCAAAGAAAAGUUCCUGCAUGAGGUGGUCAAAAUGCGAGUUAAGCAAGAGGAAAAGCUGACAGCAGCCCUGCAGGCUAAGCGCAGCCUGCACCAGGAGCUAGAAUUCUUGCGUGUGGCCAAGAAGGAGAAACUGCGGGAAGCCACAGAGGCCAAGCGCAGUUUGAGGAAAGAGAUUGAGCGGCUCCGAGCUGAAAAUGAGAAGAAGAUGAAAGAGGCCAACGAAUCCCGGGUGCGCCUGAAGCGAGAGCUGGAGCAGGCGCGGCAGGUCCGGGUGUGUGACAAGGGCUGCGAGGCCGGGCGCCUGCGUGCCAAGUACUCAGCCCAGAUUGAGGACCUGCAAGCGAAGCUGCAGCAUGCGGAGGCCGACCGCGAGCAGCUUCGAGCUGACCUGCUGCGGGAACGUGAGGCCCGCGAGCAUCUGGAGAAGGUGGUGAGGGAGCUUCAGGAGCAGCUGCGGCCUCGGCCACGGCCUGAGCAUCCUGGAGGUGAGAGCAACGCUGAGCUGGGCCCCUAGCCUGGGCAGUGAUUGCCACUGCCACGUGGACCCCUAUGCGUGCGCAGAGGGCAGCGGGUAUGUGGCUUUGCAGGCCCGGCCCAUGCCUCUGCAGCCACACAGCACAACGUCUCUACUGUGCCUAUUACCAAGCGAGUGUUUGUAACCACAUACUUUUGGAAUCCACUGCAAAAUUUUCUACUGGCCAAGUUCAAGUGAGCAAGCCAUGUCCCCAGCUGCAGUCAGAGUUGAGACCGGCUCUGUGGCUUGUAGCUGGUUCUCUGCUUGCUAGAACAUUCUAACAUUUACACUUUUGUUAUAAGCUAUUUAAAACCAGUAAGGAGACUUGAUAUUCAGAGAAUCAACAUGUUUUUUAAUGACUAACUGUAAAAGGCCCCUACACGUGACGCCAUCUGGACACCCACUCUGGCGGGGGUGGCACCCACCCACCGCCGUCCUGGGAAGCCAUCACCGCUCAUCUGUGCCCGCGGCUACAAGAGGACAGCAAGGGUUUUCUUCAGAGUCUAUUUUUUCAGCAACAAGGACCCCAGUCUUCCUGCUGCUGCCAGGAAGAGCAGGGAGAGCGCCGCGUGCGAGAUGAGCCCCAACACUGCCCGCCUUACCGCCGCUGCCCCGCCCAUCACCACUAACCCCACCCUGCGGGCACCAGGAGACCUGAGCCUCGGUUUGCCCAGGCCCCUGGGUGCCCCUGCCCACCUACACCUUGAGGGGCUGACCUGUGUUAGGCAGUGGCCAUGGCCCAGUGUGAUGUUGUGUUGCUCACACACGCCACCCAGCCACCCAUGCGCUGCCUGACCACAGCAACCCCCUCCCGUGCGGCAGACGUCACUCCUUGCAUCGUGAGCUGAGGCUGCAGCAUUGGAACAAAACAGCAUUACAUCACUUUUCCUUUAAUUUUUUUUUCCUUUUAUUUUGUUGUUGUUUGUUGUUCAUUUAAACAUGUAUUUAGAACUGCACUUUGUCAGAACCUUUCAGUCCCAUCCUACUCCCCGGUUAACUGAGGUUUUUACCAAUUUCUAGAGCAGUUCAAACCCUAAGUGCUCAAGCGCUUACACAUCCCCUCUGGUGCUUGGUUGAACAAGGGAAUCACAAGACAAUGAAAAUGCAGAGACUGAACUUGGGGGUCGUUCUGUGCCUUCCAGCAUCUUGUACAGCAAACCCUGACUUGUCUUUUUACCCCCAAAAUACCGUCUUCAGUAGCGACUGAAUCUGCCACUGUCAAAAUACGUUACUUGCAUUUAUUCCAAAUAAUCUCGUUUACUCUUAACUGUUUAUGCAAAUUGUAUAAGGUUUCUUAUGCCCAAGCUUGAAAAAUGAUUUCCCAGUAGACAAGAGGCCCCCACCCAUCCUCCAAUUGUGUUUAUUUACAUGAGAAGAUCAUACAAAAGCCCUCCGCUCUAGUCCUAGCAGGGCAGCCAUGAGCCGAGGGGAGGUGGAGGCGGCUUGUGCAGGUACAAACGACCUCAAGGACUGUGGCCUGCAACUGGAGACUGCUAAGCCCUGACGUCUGGUGCCGAGGUCGUCUGCAGGGUUUUGCCCUUGGUUUACUGAGGGGGGGCUGAGCUGCUGCUGGUCCCCCCUUCUGACGUGCAAUGCAAAAGGGACAUCAUGUAUACGCAGCAUUUAUUUGGAGUUUUUCCUUUGGCUUUUUUUCCUCUCUUUUUCAGUUAUGAAACUUGUAUGCAUGGAUUUCACAUCUCCAUAGCUAGACCCGCCAUGGGCAUUAUGACCGUGUCUCCUAAAGGGUCGGUUUUGUUACGCAACACGAAGAAUGCUGUCUCAGCCUUGUUUUUCUAGAGUUGUGUUUUUCAGUCAUUUCUUCAAGGAAAACUAAAUGAUUUAGUUGGAGCAAAGCUUUAAGUGUGUUGGUGUGCUUCUGUGUGGCUGUCCCUGUUGCUAGCAGAUCACAGUGAUUUGGUCCCAUUGGAGCCUUCGGCCCCAGGGGCGCUCACUUUUUCUCAGCAGAGCCUCUCCUUGCCACAGCCCUGGUCACCAUCAGUUCCCUGGCCUCCCUCCGUGGUCCAGCACUGGCCCCAGUAUGCUGUGUAUGCAGCAGGGACUCUUUCCCCACAUGCCAGAAUGACUUGGAUCUGGGAAGGGCGUGUCAUCUCAGCAAUUGUUCCUCCCAGACCCCUCCUCCCCCUGCUUCCUGUGGGAUCAGAGUACGGCUCCUGUUGGCUAGUAGCUUGUGAUCUGGGACCUCUGGGGCCUCAUGUCUAGGUCAUCCUGAUGCCUCUGCCUCACUCCCGGGCUCCAGUCCUGGGUGAAGUUGGCAAAGCACUGGGUAUCUUGUGCGGCUGUUGUGGAAGGCGGCCCUGCUUGAUGCAGGGUCUGCAGUGGCCUGAAGGCAGCCAGGCACUGCAUGCCUGUCUCCUUAUGAGGAAGGCUGCAAAUUUCAGAGAAAAGGGAGUUGAGGUUUCCACCAUGUUGGCUGUUGACUCUCCCUGUAUGUUAAACCCUUGACCAGUUUACUCGUUUCUAUCCUGGAAGAUUUUUAACAAAGGGAAAAACCAACAGCAAUAAGUCAUUGGUGAGCAGCUAACUCGCUCAUUGAUGAGCAGCUAACUCACACACACACACCCCGACACCCUGCUUUUCAUACAGAACUAGCCAAUGUAAAGACGACUCACAUGUAAAUACUUUUUUCCAUUUCACACCGUUGUAUUAUAAGUGUAUAUGGCGACUCCUUUUCCAGAAACUUUUCUUACCUGUUGGUUGUCUUGUUUCCUGGGUUGUUUUUAACUGAAGACAAAAUUGCUCAUUUGCCAGAGGGGACAGAAGCGUCUUGUGGCAUUUCCCAUGUGGUGGCCUCCAUGGUACCCACUCUCCCAGUUCCAACGCAGGUUAUCCCCUGUGGUUUCUCCCCACAUGCCUACCCUACCUAGGGCUGAGGGGGAGGGGCUCUUGCUUUAAGUCAGAAGUCUCAAAUGACAUGCUCAUCAAUUAAAGGAAAAAAAAACCCACCUCAACCUUCAUAACUGCCCAACAACUACCCCCACCCCCACCCGCGCCCUCCAGUCCUACGCUGCUGCUAACGACAAUACGACGGCUUACUCUGCUACUCGAGAACUAUUUUUAUGUAAUUAAUGUAUGCUUUCUUGUUUAUAAAUGCCUGAUUUAAAAAAAAAAGGAAACAAAGAAAAAGCUUGGCAUAUUUAUCUAUUUCUCUGUGUACCUGUUAGUCCUUUUGCCCUCUCCUCUCCCCACCCCCCAGAAACAGAUGACAUUGUAUAAUAAAGGACUUUGCGAGUA